Messenger RNA from Culex quinquefasciatus (southern house mosquito), 3571 nucleotides. It is a transcript of the gene Ube4A, whose product is annotated as ubiquitin conjugation factor E4 A. Gene Ontology annotation, biological process: protein polyubiquitination. NCBI's taxonomy places the organism in Eukaryota, Metazoa, Arthropoda, Insecta, Diptera, Culicidae. The record is from RefSeq and is a predicted model, not a curated record. Gene Ontology annotation, molecular function: ubiquitin-ubiquitin ligase activity. Gene Ontology annotation, cellular component: nucleus; ubiquitin ligase complex; cytoplasm.
GCUGAACCGUCAGAAAAAUUUUCCAACUCAUUCCCUGUUUGGUGUUUUCGGAUCGUAACUUUUUCACUUUUGUGAAAUCGUGAUUUUUUAAAUCCGUGUCGCUGCAAAUUUCAUAAAUUGCCGUCAAUUGUUUCCGGGUGGCCAAUACGAUGUGUUCAAUGUGAAAUCCAUGGUUAGUCUGGUAAUCUGGUAGGUUUUAGUGUCGCGAAAAAGGAUUGUGUUUUUUUUCUCUGGCGGAACGGAGAUUACGGAAAGAACAGCAGGAUGGAGGACCAGGCGGUCAACCCGCUGGAUGCCAAGGUCAACGCGUUGAUCGAGAAGGUGUUUCUGAUAACGCUCAGCAAAAGCCCGCCAAAGGCUGGCCGCUCGCGGCAGCAGUUUGUGUUCAUGGAGGAGGUGGCCGCGAUGGCCGGAGAGGAUGCCCUGCUCAAUUUGGAGCUGCUCGAGCAGGCCCUGUUUGAGCGAAUCUUGCUGUUUAAUCCGCGGGAUUAUUUGAUUCCGAACAAUGUAACGACGGCUGAGACGGACGAGGUGGCCGAGACUAAGGUCAUGCUCUAUCUGUACGGAUGCUUUGUCCGGAACGAGCAGACCAGUGCCCAUGGCGGGAACGAUUCUAUCGCGGUGGAUACUUGUGCUAAAAUGAAGGCACUUAUACUGAGAAACGCCAGCAUCCUGCGGCAGCCGGAACUGUACGGGCAGAACCUGUCGGCGCAGCUCGUCGAAUUGUUCAAGCUGUACGACGACGAUGUGCUGAUCAGGGCGCGGUUCGUUUCCGAAACGGUCAAGGAAGUUGGCUCCGAUGUGGGUGGACCGGAGGAGGAAAUUGCGUCCGUGUUGAGGGGCAUAUUCGAUCCGAUCUUUGGGGAAGCGGCCCGGGCGUUGAGGAGUGCCUCGCUGAUCAGCAUGGAACGGUGGAUUAUGCCGUUGCUGGAGGUUUUCUCCAGCGACAAGAGCAACCCCAGACUGGCACAUCUGCUGCUGGACUACACGAGCCCGCCGGACGGAGCGGAAGGCAAUAAAUACUCCGAAUCGCUGCUCGGUCAGCUGCUGUCUCUGUCGAUCAUGCCACGCAACCACAACGGGCCGUACGAGUUUUUCGAGAACCCACUGACCACGAACCGUUCCGCGUACGACAACCUGUCCUCUUCGCUGUGGAACUACACCAAGUUGCACCUGGAAGCAAUGCAUGGUUUCGUCAAGAGUUUCCUCCUGAUUGGGGGCGACGUCCGCAGCAAGAUCCUCUCCUGGAUCGGCAAUUGUCUGCAUGCGAACGUACCGCGAGGCCAGAUCUGGAAUACGCACCAGAUGCAGAACGUUUUCGGCAACCUGACCACGGCACCGGACUCGUUCAGCGUCAACUUGGCCGGCGUUCUGCUGAGACUGUGCCAACCGUUGCUCAAGCCUCAGCUGAAGGUUCUGAUCGUGGAUCCGACGUACUGCGCCGUCCGCGAGCCGGACAAGGCCGCCAAGGGCGUUCACAUGCGUGACACCGAGAAGGAAACGUGCCUGCUGCCGGUGGACGAGGCCGAAGCCCGGCUAGACGCGGACAAGUACAACUUUGUGACGGAGUGCUUCUUCAUGACGCACAAAGCGAUCGAUCUCGGGUUUCGCGUUUGCAUCGAGAAAUUUUUCCGCAUGAACCGCGAGCUGCACCGACUGCAGAGCGCCUACCAGGACACACUCGGGGCGGGAAGUGGAGCGGACGUGGCCAACAACAUCAUGCAGAUGCUGUCCAGCCAGACGCAGCAGUUUUUGUGUCUGCAGAAUUUGCUGCGCGAGCCGGCCACCGACCAGCUGCUGUUGCAGUUCUACGAAGCGUCCGCCAUUUGGUUGGCCCAGCUGGCGUCCCGUGAGGCAACCCGCUUCGACGGGGGUGACAAGGCGAAGGGCUUUGCGCCGCAAAGCGUGGAGGAGGUCCGGCUGCCGCUGGGAAAUGGAAUUUCCAAGGUGUUGAAGUGCAUUCCCGAGUACAUCAUGGAGAACAUUGUGGGUUAUUUGCAGUUUUCGCGACACUUUGACAGCCAACCGCUGCGCGUUGACGUCGAGGCGCAGAACAACAUCUUCACGAUGAUUUUGGUGUUUAUGGGUUCGUCCGAGCGGAUUCGCAACCCGCACCUGCGAGCGCGCCUUGCCGAGGGCCUCGAGAGCUUGCUCCCGAAAGAGUCCGAAUCGGGUGGGUUCUGCUUCAGUGCGGCCCUCUUCACCAACCACGUGCACCGGCUGGAGAUCAUUCCGAACCUGUUGCGGGUUUUCGUGAGCAUCGAAAUGACCGGCCAGAGCGUGCAGUUUGCAAAGUUCAACUACCGGCGGCCGAUGUACGCCAUCAUGGACUAUUUGUGGAAGAUUGACGAGCAGAAGGCGUGCUUCCGGGAGUUGGAGCGCGAAGCGAUUCGAAACAUUGAGGCGGAAGAUCCGCCGAUUUUCUUGCGGUUCAUCAAUUUGCUCAUCAACGAUGCUAUCUUUCUGCUGGACGAAUCGCUCAGCAAUUUGCAGCAAAUUCGUCAGCUGCAGGCUGCGCAGGACAACGGCGAGUGGGCCGAACUGCCGGCCAACGAACGCCAGCAGAAUGUGGCCAACAUGCGCCAUCUGGGAAUGCUCGCCCGCUUUGACAACAUCCUCGGCCGGGACACGAUCAACAUUCUGCAGCUGCUGACGUCGGAAACGCGCGAAAUCUUCUGCCACUCGUCGAUGGUGGACCGCGUGGCCGCGAUGCUGAACUACUUCCUGCUCAAUCUGACCGGCCCGAAAAAGGGCAACUUCAAGGUGAAGGACAAACGCGAGUUCGAGUUUGAUCCGGCCAACACGGUGCUCGAAAUCUGCCGCAUCUACGUGAACCUGCAAGAGUGCGAUGCGUUCUGUCUGGCCGUGUCCCAGGACGGUCGUUCGUACAGCCCGAAGCUGUUCGAGUACGCCGAACAGGUCCUGACACGAAUCGGCGGCGGCCAACUGAUUGGCGAAAUCCAGGAACUGUCCACGCGCGUUCAACGCCUCGAAGCCCAGCAGAAAAUUGACGAAGAAGCCCUGGUCGAUCCCCCGGACGAAUUCCUCGACCCGAUCAUGUCCUCCCUCAUGGUUGAUCCCGUCAUUCUGCCCAGCUCGAAGACCGUCGUCGAUCGGUCGACAAUCGCGCGGCACCUGCUCUCCGAUCAGUCGGAUCCGUUCAAUCGGUCGCCACUGACGAUGGACCAGGUGCGGCGUGAUACCGCACUCAAGGCCCGCAUCGACGAGUGGAUUCGCGAGCGACGGGUGGAACACGCUGCCCGAAUCAACGCCCAAUCGGCGGGUGAUGAGUGAAAGACGUACUAGCGUAGUGUUACUGUGUAAAAUCCACUUUAUAUUCUAUUCACAUAGCUAAAGGAAGAUUUAUUUUUACCUUGCUUUAUUUUUUGCGCAACAGUUUUUUUUUUCUAUAUUAUAAUAAUAAUAAUACCGUAAACAAGAGAUGAAAAGCAGCUGCGAGCCACUGCUUUGUUCCGGGAUUUAGGUUUAAUUAGGAAAGACACGUGUGUAGAACGUUCGGUUUAGUCUCGGCAGGACAAAUACAUAAUCCCAGUCUAAUGGAAUAAUAACG